CGCGCCCUUGCCCUGGGCCCGGGCUGUGCCCGCCCGCAGCCCGGCCCGCGUCCCCGCGCUGCGCCGCCCGGCCGGGUGCAUGCAUUGUGGGCCUCCCGACAUGGUCUGCGAGACGAAGAUCGUGGCCGCCGAGGACCAUGAGGCGCUGCCGGGGGCCAAGAAGGACGCGCUGCUCGCCGCCGCCGGCGCCAUGUGGCCCCCGCUGCCCGCCGCGCCCGGGCCGGCCGCCGCGCCCGCCGCGCCCCCGCCCGGCCCCCAACCCCGCGGCGGCGCGGGGGGCGCGGGACCGCCGGGGGGGCGCGGCGUGUACAUCCGCGAGUUCCGCGCUGCCGAGCAGGAGGCGGCGCGCCGCAUCUUCUACGACGGCAUCAUGGAGCGCAUCCCCAACACGGCCUUCCGCGGCCUGCGGCAGCACCCGCGCACGCAGCUGCUCUACGCCCUGCUGGCCGUGCUGUGUUUCGCCCUGACCCGCUCGCUGAUGCUGACGUGCCUGGUGCUGGCCGGGCUGCUGGGCCUGCGUUACUACUACAGCCGGAAGGUGGUCCUCGCCUACCUGGACUGCGCUCUGCACACGGACAUGGCGGACAUCGAGCAGUACUACAUGAAGCCCCCCGGCUCCUGCUUCUGGGUGGCCGUGCUGGAUGGCAACGUGGUGGGCAUCGUGGCGGCGCGGGCCCACGAGGCAGACAACACGGUGGAGCUGCUGCGCAUGUCCGUGGACUCGCGUUUCCGUGGCAAGGGCAUCGCCAAGGCGCUGGGCCGCAAGGUGCUGGAGUUCGCUCUGGUGCACAACUACUCUGCGGUGGUGCUGGGCACGACAGCCGUCAAGGUGGCCGCCCACAAGCUCUACGAGUCGCUGGGCUUCAGACACAUGGGCUCCAGUGACCACUACGUGCUGCCCGGCAUGACCCUGUCGCUGGCCGAGCGCCUCUUCUUCCAGGUCCGCUACCACCGCUACCGCCUGCAGCUGCGCGAGGAGUGACCGCCGCCCGCCCGCCCGCCGCCCCGGCCGCCUGUGCCCGCCUGCCCACCGCCCGGGCCCGCUUUCAGACGCUCACCUUGGCGUUUGCGUUGGAUUUUUCCUUUCCACCAUCACGCGGUUCUCUGGCUGGUCCUCCAGGGGCUGUGGGGCUGUUGCUCAUCUGUGACACUUUGGGGCUUGGUUGUUUGCAGCCACGGCCCCCCGCCUCCCCAGCCUGCCGGGGCCGCGUCCUGAGGAGCGACAGCAUGGACCGCCGCGUGCCCACGUGCCUGCUCAGCCCGGCCCACCGAGCACAGAGCCUCUGCGGCGCGGCCCCUGCCCCGGCGGGCCCCUGGCCGCCAGCCAGGCUGGGGCUUGGUAGCCAGGCCCCGGGAGGCGUGGCCUGCUGGGCUGGCCGGCCACCGCCCCGUGGGGCACUGAGCUGGCCACGGGCCCCGCUUUGCUCUGUGCAUGCUGAGGACAUGGCCUGGCUGCCGCAUGCCCACGGCCUCCUGCCCCGCUGCCCUGCUCAGACUGGGCCUAGACAGGUGAGCGCCCCCUGCCCGACCUGCCAGCUAGCCACGGCAGCCCACCUGCUCUCGGGAGGGCUCACCUGCCUCUCACCACCCCUCGCUGCCCUCCCCCCCCCCGGCCCAGCUUUGCUUUGACACCGAGUCCCAUUUCUUUCCUUUCGGUCCCUGCCCCUCCCCUGCCCCGGCUUUGCUGAUUGGCAUCGUCACCCAGGUGUGGUUCCCGUAGCAACCUGUUGCACAGCCUGGUCAGGGUCCUUCAGGAGAGCAGGGUGGGGAGGCAGUCACGCAGUCGCCUCUCCCCAGGGCCAGCUAGGUUACAGUGGCCUUUCCCAGACCUCCCCGAGGACCGCUCUGCCUCACGGCUGAUGGGCUGUGCCCUGUGAAUCUUACUAAGCCAGGCCGCUGCCAACACCACUGAGCCCACAGCUUCUCCCAGCCUGAAACCGACCUAUUUUUUAAUAAGUUAUUUAGACAGAAUAGCACUCUGCAUGACUUUAAUUCUUGGGACAAAAUGGUAGUUUAUACCUAACACACACACACGCACACACACACGCACCUGUGUGGUCUAGAAUAUGCACUAUUUCUGGCCCAGUUUUGUGGGGGCGGGUGGCUGGGUGGGUGGAGGGUUUCAGAUUUUGAAAUCUGAAGGGAGACCCUGAUUUAACAUUCUUUCCCUCAAAAGAGCAUUCCUGGUUUGUGAGGAGGCCCUGGGCUGCCCCUGUCCAGCCUUGACUUGUGGGGCUGAGGUGAGGAUGGCAGCACAUUCCCUGCUGCCUCUGGGAGGGCGAGUGCUGUCCAGCUUGGCUGGGAGGGGGGCAGCCUGGCCGUGCUCCCAGCCUCUCCCUCCUGAGGAGGGAGACGGCGGUCAGGUGUGAGGUGGCCUGGACAGGGGGGAGGAAAGGGGUCGUUGGCAGUGCUCACGUGUCCAGCUUGUAAGCCUGGACCCGGCCAUGGUGGCAGGAGGGCCCUAAAUGCCCACCGAGGCCCCUCUAUUUCGGGAGCUGGGAGAGGGGGAGUGGCAGGCACGGUGGGCCAUGGAGCUGGGUCCCGUCUAGGGGACACGGACGGGACGUUCUUAGAAAGGUGCUUCGGAAACUAGCAAACGCGCGAAGCAAGCCGUUUCCUGAGGGGCCUUUCGUGCUGUCAGCAAUUGAGAUAUUUGCAGAACAUUGUAUAGAUCCCGCUCUCUCCCCUGUACAUUUCUCCCUGGUGGCGUCCGGUCCCUGCUUGGGGAUGGGAGUUUUGUAGACUGUACAGAAAUCGGCACCCUAUUUUCUUGCAGCUCUCAGAUUUUGUUAAUCUGGAUUAUACAGACAGACGUAAAGUGUUUUAGCAAAAUGGAAAACAAACAGUUGUGCCUUUUUCCUCUUUUUGUUUGGUUUGGUUUUGGCUUGGGGUGGCCUUAGUUGGUGUGGGGCGUGUUGGGGGCUGUGGCUGGGCUGAGGCCUGGAGGGGCAGGAAGGGCGGGUGGGCGCCAUGCGGGCCCAGCAUGGUGGGCUGUGUCUUGUCAGUGGUAGCUUGGGGAUGCUGCCAGCUUCCAUUGAUCCUGUGCCUUUGGAGCCUUGGGUCCCUGGUGUGGGGACGUGUGGGUGGGGGCCGUUGGAGCCCACUGGGGCUGCGGCAGAGCCGGGGCUCUGGAGCUGCCAGCAUCUGGGGGACGUUGGCCAAAGCGUGUCACCAGGCUUGCUCCUGGGCAGACGCGUGGCCCUUUCCUGUCCUGCUGGCGUCUGUCUGUUCGUGUAGGAUCUGUGGGCUGGGUGGGCUGCAGUGUCUUCCCUAGCCCCACCGCGGUGGUGGCCAAAGGUACCAGCUGGCUGUGCCCCGUACUUGGGACAGGGCCUUCGCUUGGCCCGUGCGCAGCUUGGCAGCCCCUGAGGUCACUGGGGGAGCAGACCCCCCCUCGUUCCCCUGGGCCGGAGGCUGGGCACACUCAUGGGGAACGCCUGUCCCUGGCUGGCCACUUCCCUCCAGCCUGGGAACUAACUCCUCCACAAACACGCACCAAGAUAGGAAUUUUAUACAUUUGUAGAAAUCCUGAUGUUACUUCUACCUCUGUGAAGCGUCCACCUGGGGCUCUGCUCAGUGGUGUAUCUGGGCAGCUCUUGGCGUUGUCAGGCCCUGGGCCCCCUCCCCCUCCCUGCUGGCCUCCUGGGCCUCCCUCAGUGGCUCCUGCCGAGGCCCCGGGGAAGCCGGCCCCCAGGCGUGGCGCCCAUGUUCAGGAGACAGGGCUCCCAGGACUUUUGGAAGCCUCUGUUUUUGGAUGGGCAAGCAGGAGGUGGGGUGUUCCAGACUGUCUCUGUUAGAUGAGCCUGGAACACAAACCCAGUGGGCAGCUCGGGGCAGUGGGAUGCAGGACGGCUGAGAACUCUAGCCCCUCCGGAUGGCCCAGCACCACCAGCGUCCCCCAGGUAUGGGGUCUUCAGAGAGGCUGGCCCCUGAGGGUGGUGGCCACACUGAGUUGUCUGCGGUGCUGAGGCGGCCAGCCGUGUGGAGGCUCAUGGUGACAUCUGUCCCCUUUCCCCCAUACCCACGUCCAGCCUGGCUUCCCACUGCUGCCCUUGGGCGGAUGGGACAGAGAGAUGCGCCAGCCUGCCUCAGGGAAGCGGGGGCAGCCCUGGGAGAAGGCUUGAACUGGGAGGCCCUACAGCUGGGCUGAGGCCACGAGGUCCUCAGGCAGCCCCCGUCCUGCCCUGGGUGUGUCCUUCCUCAGAGAAGGCCUUUCCAGGGGACAGGCUGGGGGCUGCUCCUCAGAUGGCUUCCUUGGGAAUCUGGCAAGUGCUGGGGAAGCUCUCUGGGCCACAGGGAGUCACGCAGUGUGAGUGCCUGCCAUGGCCGGCCCCAUGUGGCCUAGAGCCUGGGCCCUCGCUGGGCUGGGGCCAGGUCAGGGGCUGAGCCCCUCUGGAGCCACCCUCCACACCUGUCUGCGUCCAGGGAACGGCUGACAGCCCAGCCCCCCUCCCAGCAGGUGGGCAGCAUGGGUCCUGACUGUUUUGGCCACGGCCAGUGUUCCUGUGCUGGUGGGCCUUUGGCUGAGGCUUUCGGGGCUUGUGUUGUGGGCUGGGUGUGGGGCAGAUCCUGGAAUGUUUGCCCUUUGGUGCCGAGAGCGGGGCCGCCCAGGGCCCGGGGUGGAGGAGAAGGGGCCCGACCUGCCAUUGUUGGAUGUAUUUUUUUUUUGUAACAGCAAUAAUUAGCCGUUUUGAAGAAGGGGUGUGUCUGUGUGUGUGCGUGCCUGUGUGUGCGUGUGCAUACACGUGCAUGCCUGUGCCUGUGUGUACCUGCACAUGUGUGCACAUGUGUGUAAGUGUGCGGUGACAGGGAGGGGACCUUCUGCUACAGGCUGCGUGGGCUGGCACUCAGCCCCACGCUGAGACACAGGCGCCCCGGCUUGGUGCUGUGCUUCCUUCUCCCAGGCCUGCCCCAGGGCCCAGUGGACCUUGAAUGUAGUGCUCCUUCCCCCCUGGCAGAUGGCACUGGACGGGCCUGUGUGAAGCGGGGGGACCCGGGAUAAGCCUUUGCCUGGGUCUCCGGGGAGGACGCUCAGCCAGACCAGCCAAGAUCAGAUUUGAUGACACGGAGUCACCUUGGUUAGGCUGUUUGACCACAGCCACUGCGGACACCGUGUCUUAGGGCGAGCAGAGCCCAGAUCAUGUCAUGGUGGCUGGGUUCACUUCCUGUGGUUCACUUCCUUACUGUUGAUGACCCCACAAUUGUGGCAACUGUCCUGAGACCCCAGGAUGUGCCAGAACAGCCCUCGGGAGGGUCCGGAGGGGCAAGGGAGACAGGCUGCAGGGCCAGGGGCAGGUGGGGGUCCCAGGCUUCCUGUGGGUGUGUGAGCAGUGGGGGCGG
Messenger RNA from Zalophus californianus (California sea lion), 5340 nucleotides. RefSeq names its product N-acetyltransferase 8 like (gene ASPNAT). Gene Ontology annotation, cellular component: mitochondrial membrane. NCBI's taxonomy places the organism in Eukaryota, Metazoa, Chordata, Mammalia, Carnivora, Otariidae. The transcript is spliced from 3 exons. Gene Ontology annotation, molecular function: L-aspartate N-acetyltransferase activity. The coding region runs from base 80 to 982 and encodes 300 amino acids. The record is from RefSeq and is a predicted model, not a curated record.